This is a messenger RNA of Penicillium bovifimosum, 915 nucleotides long. RefSeq lists its product as uncharacterized. The record is from RefSeq and is a predicted model, not a curated record. Bases 1 to 915 code for a protein of 304 amino acids. The transcript is spliced from 2 exons. Gene Ontology annotation, molecular function: nucleic acid binding. NCBI's taxonomy places the organism in Eukaryota, Fungi, Ascomycota, Eurotiomycetes, Eurotiales, Aspergillaceae.
AUGGAACGCUCUUUUGGCACCGUUAUUAGUGGCAAUAGGAGACCAAAUGCGGAGCUAUCGCCUGAGCAGCGCGCUGCUAUCAUAUCCAAGCAUGAGGACGGCCACAAGCCUACUGAACUUGCGAGCGAAUUCGGCUGCGCGCGCAGCACAAUUUACGACACCCUCAAUCGCUUCAAGCAACAUAACGCGGUCAAAUCCCUACCUCGCAGCGGGUGCCCUGUAAAGAUUAGCCGUCGCGCUGAAUGCCAGAUCUAUCGAUUAGCUCGCCGGCACCCUAAUUGGAGCUACCACGCGCUUCGCUCGCAGCUACCCAAUCCGCCAUCCAAAUCGACCAUUCGGUCGAUUCUCAUCAGCAAUUGGGUGUGGCGGUUAUCCUCUGAGGCCUACAGACGUGAUCUUGUGAACAUUGUGCCUCACGUACGGGAUAUAUCACAGAUGGUUUGGGCGGCUAUCUGGCUAGGUGGCCGCUCAGAUCUAGUGAUCAUGGAGCGUGAUCCAUCGGCGGCGAGGAACGGCUACACCGCGAGAUCUUACAUCGAUGCGCUUGAUGAGGGUCUAGUUCCACACUAUACCCCCGGCACUAUCUUCCAGCAAGAUAACGCGAGAAUCCAUACAGCCGAUAUCGCGAAAUCGUGGUUUGAAUCGCACGGUAUCGAGGUGGUCGACUGGCCGGCACACUCGCCUGAUAUGAACCCCAUUGAGCCGGUGUGGCGCAUGUUAAAACUGAAGGUGUUUAGUAUGUUUCCAGAGCUGAUUGGCAUGGGUCAAUCUGAGGCAGAGUGGCAGUACUUCAAAGAGUGUUUAAAGGCUGCAUGGGCUGCGUUGGAUCAGGCUAAAAUUGAUAGUCUAAUUCUCAGCAUGCCUAGGCGUUUGGAGGCCCUGCGUGUUGCUAAAGGGUGGUACACCAAAUAUUAG